CAGUUUGUUUAUUUAUUUAUUAACACCACGCCAAACAGACCCAGUUUUUGAACGUUCAAACAUUCAUGAGAUCUUUAAUGUGUUCUAUGUUUUGACCCCCUUGGUUAAUUCACAUGACUUGAAAUUAACUUAAAAUGUCGGUAUUUCGAUACCAGAUUUAUUAAUUCAUGUACAACAAUGGAGACAUUUGCCUCAUUUAUCACCUGUAGCAUCUUCGUCCAUUUUCUUUUGUGUGUCUCAGCCAAACCACCACAUAUUCUUUUCAUCGUAGCAGACGAUCUUGGUUGGAACGAUGUCGGAUUUCGGAACCCCGAUGUCCUCACCCCAAACAUCGAUAAAUUGGCGCGCAGUGGGAUGAUCCUGAAUUCAUCCUACGUAAUGCCAGUCUGCACACCAUCAAGGAAUUCAUUCAUGACAGGUCAUUAUGCCUUUAAAUCUGGAUUACAGCAUCUUGCGAUUAAUCCACAACAAGCCACUUGUGCCCCUCUAAACUAUACAUUUUUACCUCAGAAAUUGAAGGAACUUGGUUAUGCUACUCAUGCAAUUGGAAAGUGGCAUUUGGGAUUUUGUAAAUGGGAGUGUACCCCUACAUAUCGAGGAUUUGACACAUUCUUUGGAUUUUACAAUGGCCAAGAAGACUACUCUACUCUCAGUGUCGCUGGAGGUAAAGACUUCAGAGACAAUAAAGUACCUGUAAACGCAACAGGUGAAUACUCCACAUUUUUGUAUUCCCGGAGAGCAGAGUCAAUUAUUAAGGAGCAUGAUGCAUCCAAACCGAUAUACAUGUACUUACCUUUCCAAUCUGUACACGCACCCCUUCAGGUCCCUAAUAGGUAUACUGACAUGUACACCAAUGUACAUACCAAAAGCCGCCGGACUUACAUGGGUAUGGUAACUGCAAUGGAUGAAGCUAUCGGCAACAUUACAAAAGCUCUAAAGACCAAAGGAAUUUUUAAUGAUACUCUUAUUAUUUUUACUACUGAUAAUGGUGGUGCUGUUAAGUUUGCUGGAAAUAACUACCCUUUGAGGGGUGGAAAGGCCACCUUGUUUGAGGGAGGAACUAGAGCUACUGCUUUUGUGACCGGGGCAGGAAUACAAAAGUUUAACUAUGAAUAUUCAGGAUUAAUUCAUGCAGUAGAUUGGAUGCCAACUGUGCUUAGCGCCGCAGGAGGAACAGCAGACUCGAAAUUAGAUGGUAUUGAUCAGUGGGAUAGUCUUCGAACAGCACGAGAAUCGAAAAGAAACGAGUUUAUCUACAUUGACGACUUUAGGCCAGAGAUUGGUGGCCAUGCAGCCAUAAGGAUAGGUGACUAUAAGUUGAUUGAUGGUUAUCCUGGGCUCCACCAAGGUUGGUACAAGCCAGAUCAUGUAGGCUAUGACCUGAACGAAGAUGUUUCGACAAACUGCAUGCGCCCUUUUUUCGACAAAAUGAUGCUCUUUAACUUGCAGGACGACCCUAAUGAACAUGUCGAUUUAUCCAGGAAGCACCCAGAUAUAGUGAAAAAAUUGAAGUCGAGACUCGAGUACUAUCAUAAUCAAAUUGUUCCUGCAAAUUUCCCUAAGAAUUCGGCAUCGUCAGCCCCAACCAGUUACGGAGGAUUUUGGUCUCCAGGAUGGUGUUAAUGUGUUGUAGACUAAAAAGGUCUUUAGUGUUGUUCUUUUGAAUAAUUUUAAUUGUUUUAAAAAUAUAAAGCUUAAACAGACAAUAAAAUUUUUUUGAUUGGGCAUAUACAUAAAUUUGUUAAUCAUAAAGU
Messenger RNA from Magallana angulata, 1754 nucleotides. RefSeq names its product arylsulfatase B-like. Lineage: Eukaryota; Metazoa; Mollusca; Bivalvia; Ostreida; Ostreidae. The record is from RefSeq and is a predicted model, not a curated record. The coding region runs from base 178 to 1623 and encodes 481 amino acids. The transcript has 14 exons.